Molecule: messenger RNA, 1251 nt
Organism: Venturia canescens
Lineage: Eukaryota; Metazoa; Arthropoda; Insecta; Hymenoptera; Ichneumonidae
Gene: Dus4
Product: Dihydrouridine synthase 4
Exons: 3
Coding region: 124-1215 (363 amino acids)
Biological process (GO): tRNA processing
Molecular function (GO): flavin adenine dinucleotide binding; tRNA dihydrouridine synthase activity
Source: RefSeq, a predicted model, not a curated record
AAUCGGUCGGCCAAGUUCACGGAGGUCAAGGUGCUUUGAAUGUCGCGACAUAACUACACCUUUUCUUGUUUCUCGAAAUGAUCAAGUUGAUGUGACGCGGAGGUGAGGUGACUCGUCAUUUCUAUGGUGGUAAAUACGGGACAAAAUGACUGUAGACAUCGUACAAUUACUCCAAGAACCAAAAAUGACAAAAGUUUGCGCUCCCAUGGUUCGCUACAGCAAGUGAGACAGACACAUAUAAAGUUACCAUUCCGCGCACUGGUACGGCGGUAUAAUUGUGACAUAUGUUUCACUCCCAUGAUCCUUGCAGAUUCUUUUGUCCAAUCCGCACGAGCCAGGGACAAUGAAUUUGUUACCAAUAAGGGUGACACCCCACUGAUUGUUCAAUUUGCUGCCAAUAACCCUGAUGACUUUGUGAAUGCUGCUCAAAUGGUUUAUCCAUACUGCAAUGGAGUGGAUCUGAAUUGUGGGUGUCCCCAGCGUUGGGCCAUGAAAAGCGGAUAUGGAUGUGAUUUGUUAACAAAGCCUCAAUUGGUAAAGGACAUGGUAAUGCAAGUGAGAAAUCGAAUUCCCGGGUCAUUUACUGUGUCCGUGAAAAUUCGGUUGCUUGAUAACAUUCGUGAAACUAUAAAUUUGUCAAGUGUGUUGGAAAAAGCAGGAGUUUCAUUCAUUACCGUUCAUGCAAGAACACAACAAAUGAGGAAAGAAGCUAUUGACCUCAAGGGGUUGAAAAGCAUAAGGGAUUCUCUCGAUAUUCCUAUUAUUGCUAAUGGUGAUGUUAAAACUUUAGACGAUGCAGAAAAACUAUACAAAAAUUCUAAUUGUGACGGUGUCAUGACAGCCAAUGGAAUCCUCUCUAAUCCGGGUCUCUUUGCUGGAUAUUCUUCCACACCUUUGUGUUGUGUGCAAGAUUGGCUUGAUAUAACUAGUACAAUACCAACCAGUUUCCUGUGUAUGCACCAUCAUCUCGUCUUCAUGCUUGAAAAAGUUCUUUCAAAAAAAGAUAAAUAUAUCUUCAAUAAUUUGCAGAAUAGAGAAGCUGUCUUAUUAUUUCUUGACGACUUUUACGGCCUUAAGCCAUCCAAUGUGUUAUACAACGAAAUGCUUGAACCGAUACCGUGUCAUUAUACUAGCUACUACAGAACCAAAAUUGUCGAGAUGGAAAGACGAGACAUGAGCGACGAUUAUCUGGAAAAUCUGUUUUCAGAAAUCUAAAGUAUUCCAUUGACAAUAAAGGGCACCAAACUUGAA